Molecule: messenger RNA, 432 nt
Organism: Colletotrichum destructivum
Lineage: Eukaryota; Fungi; Ascomycota; Sordariomycetes; Glomerellales; Glomerellaceae
Exons: 1
Coding region: 1-432 (143 amino acids)
Source: RefSeq, a predicted model, not a curated record
AUGAUUUGGUGGACGCGUCGACGACUUUACCACCACCGUCGUCGUCAUCGACCCGUCUGGGGCCUGGUUCUUAACGAUCUGCAGUCGUUCCUCUGGCGGUAUGACCGGUGUCCAACUAUCGGAUGUGCAGGAUCUGGUGACCAUUGUCCUGCUGUAAGCGAUUUCAAACUCUUUCUCGACGAUGAUCAUUUCCGGGACCUGCGUCGAGAGGCUGAAGCUCCUCCCCACCUCCAAAUCACGAGCGCUGUGCUGGAGUUUGCUUCGCGAACCUGUCGACCUUGGCGAAGGCGGGAGAACUGGCGAGGUUACUGGGGUGGAAAAAUGGUCUGGGAAACGGUGAUCGACCAAGGGUUGAAGUGCCGGAAUGCAUGCCGCGAUUACGACAACGUCGGCUUCGAGGCUGUAAUCAAUCAUUACCAAACGUGUCUAUGA